Molecule: messenger RNA, 1319 nt
Organism: Pelmatolapia mariae (spotted tilapia)
Lineage: Eukaryota; Metazoa; Chordata; Actinopteri; Cichliformes; Cichlidae
Gene: pigr
Product: polymeric immunoglobulin receptor
Exons: 8
Coding region: 67-1089 (340 amino acids)
Cellular component (GO): plasma membrane
Molecular function (GO): transmembrane signaling receptor activity
Source: RefSeq, a predicted model, not a curated record
ACCUGCAGUCUGUGUUUGCGCAGCAGAGAACACUUUCUUGUUAAGCGUCAAACUUGAAGUGGAAACAUGCCGCGACUCUCUAUACUCACGCUCAGCGUGUUACCAUGGAUCCCAGUUGUUCUCUGCUGGGUGACCACUCAGAACGAGGUUAGUGUCCUGGAGGGUGGAUCCAUCACUGUCCCGUGUCGAUAUGACCCUAAGUAUGCUAACCAUGUCAAGUACUGGUGUCGUGGGAGCAUGAGAGAGUUCUGCACCAGCUUGGCUCGAACUGACGAGACCUCCUCGACCAAUCCAAGUAAAGACAAAGUGAGCAUUUUUGACGACCCGGCCCAGGAGAUGUUCACAGUGACCAUGAACAACCUGAAAGAGACGGAGUCUGGGUGGUACUUGUGUGGUGUGGAAUUAGGUAACGGGUGGAAGGCCGAUGAUGUUGCUUACACUAAAGUGAAAGUCAUUCACGGUGUGUCAGUCGAGAACAGCAUGGUGAGUGGGGAAGAAGGAAGUAGUGUCAUGGUUCAAUGCCUUUACAGUGAAAGAUUCAGAGAAAGUGAGAAGAAGUGGUGUCGGAGCGGAGGCUGGAGCUCCUGUCUGCCGACGGGUUCUGAAGGGAGUUACGAAGAUACUUCAGUGGCCAUCAGCGAUGACAGAACUGGGGCUUUCACUGUAACCUUAAAGAAGCUGCAGAUGAGAGAUGCUGGCUGGUAUUUAUGUUCUGCAGGGCAGCAGCAAGUAGCCGUACAGGUUCAGGUCAGACCACGCGCCUCUACUACGACAGAGCCUGUGACAUCCCCACCUACUCCGAGUCAGUCUGCUGUGUACCUCCCUCCACCCAAACCCAUCACUAAGGAGUCCUGGAACAGUCACCGUUACAUGUUGGAGUCUAUAGCGGUGUGUUCGUCUCUCCUGCUCCUUGUGGGCUUGGCUGUAUUGGCAAGAAAGUUGUGGAUACUGCACAAGGAGGAUUCUGAACUUAGACACUUUAAGGAGAUGAAAGAGAUAUUCCCUGAUAAUCCAUCGGGCAUGGGUGACCUGCAACAUGUUCCUAUUGCUUUCCAUAGCAAGGCUACCAUGGACGUACGUGCUUACUAAGAUCAUUUUGUGAACUGUUAAUUGUUACUCUUUGUAACUGAAUGUGAUUUUUCUAUUAAUUUCCCUCACAAAACAUAUGGUCUUUGUUCCAGUAUCUUUUUUACCAUACCAAACCACGUCUGAACAGAGCUAUAUGUUCUGUUUCCUGCAAUAUAAAUUUGGGACAUUAUAGUCUUGUCUUGACUCAGUAUUUUAGACUUAAUAAAAUAAAUCAACAAAAUACACGUGUA